AAAGACCUCAUCCCUGAAGACCGGAUCCACCGCACACAAGUCAUAAGCCAGACCCUCAGCCCAGUGUGGGACGAGACAUUUAUCCUGGAGUUUGAAGACAUGGAGACAGCCAGCUUCCACCUGGACAUGUGGGACUCGGAUACAGUGGAGUCGGUGCGGCACAAGCUGGGGGAGCUGACGGACCUCCACGGCCUCAAACGGAUCUUUAAAGAUGCUCGCAAAGACAAAGGGCAGGACGAUUUCCUGGGGAACGUGGUCCUUCGGCUGAAGGACCUGCACUGCUGGGAUGACCGGUGGUACCAGCUGGAGCCACGGACGGAGACGUACCCCAACCGGGGACAGUGUCACCUGCAGUUCCGGCUGACUCACAAGAAGAGGGCCACCACGAGCAGCCGCACUCAGCCCAGUUACACUGUCCAUCGCCACCUCCUGCAGCAGCUGGUGUCCUACGAGAUCCUGCAGCACCAGGCGGGGAGCAUGGCCUGGGACGGGGAGCUGAGCAGGCACGCCAGCACUGUGCUGUACCUGCACGCCACGCAGAAGGACCUCUCUGACUUCCACCAGGUCAUGGCGCAGUGGCUGGCAUACAGCAAGCUCUACCAGAGCCUCGAGUUCAACAGCAACUGCCUGCUCCACCAGAUCACCAGCAUCGAGUACCAGUGGGUGCAGGAGCGCCUGAGGCCGGAGCAGAAAGCAGAGCUGGCCGAGUCCUUCCAGUCCCUGCUGACCUACGGGGUCUCCCUCAUCCGGAGGUACCGUAUCAUCUUCCCUCUCACUGUCCCGAGGUCCACGGAGAGGCUCCAGUCCCUGCUCCGGGUCCUGGUCCAGAUGUGCAAAAUGAAAGCUUUCCACGAGCUGUGCACACCCAGCCCCAACCUCCCCCAGAUGGUCUCCACAGCGCUGAAGUCAGGCACGACAGAGUGGUUCCACAUGGAGAAGCAGCACCUCAAGCCCAUGGUGAAGAGCAUGGAGGAGAAUGGCAAAGCCUUAUCCAGACUCCUCCUGGAGGUGAUAGGAGAUCUCCAGCAGUGCCAGAAAAUCUGGAAUAAAUUCUUCAUCAACACCUUGAAGUUGAAUCUCUUCUUCAUCGCCUACAUGGAGCUGGAGAGCCUGGUUGCAGAGCACGUCCAGGAGCAGCUGCGGGAGGUUGACAGCAGCAUGUCCAAGCCCACAGCCGAGAGCCUCUUCCAGCUCUACAUGAACCUGCAGGAGCUCUAUCGGAUGAAGGACUUCCUCCCAAACAGGGAUGGACCUCUGGCUCUGAGCAAUUUCCACCAGUGGUUCAAGGAAGCUGUGCCCCAGUGGCUGCAGAAAACCUACACCAUUGCUCUGGAGAGGGCACAGAGAGCUGUCCAGAUGGAUCAGCUGACGCCCUUUGGGGAGCACAACAAGCACAGCACGUCCACCGUUGACCUGUCCACCUGCUAUGCCCAGAUUGUGAAGACCUGGCAGCAGCUCAACUGGCCAGACCCUGAGGAAGCCUUCAUGAUCAUGGUGAAGCUCGUGGAGGACAUGUGCAGAAUCGCCCUGAUGUACUGUCGGCUCGUCAAGGAGAGGGCUGAGGUUCUGUCGCUGAGGGAGCAGAGCGAGGGCGAAGCCGCCAACAGGCUCUGCAUCGUGGUGAACAACAUCAAGCAGCUGCGGCUGCUGAUCCUGAAGCUGCCGACACAGCUGGACUGGGCACAGCUGGAGCAGCGCACGGGGGCCGUCAUUGACCGGCAGCAGAUCCAGCACACGCUGCACAACCAGCUCGACAGCACUGUCUCCUGCCUGGACCACGAGGUCCGGGAUGUGGUGCAAGCUCUGGCCACCAAGCUGGAAAAGGGCAUCGCCAGACACAUCCAGGAGCUCUCAUCUUCCAACGACACCCAGGAGCCUGAGGAUUCCAUCAUCCCGCUGAUGAAGUUCCUGGAGUCAGAGCUGCAGUAUCUCAAUGAGCAUCUGGUCCAGGAGAACUUCAAAAGCCUCCUCACCCUCCUCUGGCAUCAUACCUUGGCCGUGCUGUCGGCAGCCGCAGGGCAGCAGGUCCCCUCGGCCCAAUGCUACAAGAAGCUGCACUGUGCCCUGAAGAGCCUGAAGUUCUGCUUCCACGGCGAGGGCUGCGGGCUGCCGCUGGAGACCCUGCACACUGCAGCCUUCCUGUCGCUGGAGACCCACCUGGCCCUCUGCUCCACCACCAGCCGCAAGCUCAUCCAGAAAUACUUCAGCAACAGGAUCCAGCAGCAGCUGGACACCAGCGUGGAGAAGUACGGGGCCGUGACCAUCAAGGCGCUGUACCGCCCUUCCGAGCAGAAGCUCCGCGUGGAAGUGCUCAACGCCGCCAACCUCAUCCCGCUGGACUCCAACGGCUCGAGUGACCCGUUUGUCCAGCUCACCCUGGAGCCCCGGCACGAGUUCCCCGAGGUGGUGGCCCGGACCACCCAGUGCAAGAGGAACGAGCUGCACCCCCUCUUUGACGAAGCCUUCGACUUGUGC
Molecule: messenger RNA, 2475 nt
Organism: Merops nubicus (carmine bee-eater)
Lineage: Eukaryota; Metazoa; Chordata; Aves; Coraciiformes; Meropidae
Gene: UNC13D
Product: unc-13 homolog D (C. elegans)
Exons: 25
Source: RefSeq, a predicted model, not a curated record